Messenger RNA from Mesorhabditis spiculigera, 720 nucleotides. The record is from the annotation of a GenBank genome assembly. Lineage: Eukaryota; Metazoa; Nematoda; Chromadorea; Rhabditida; Rhabditidae.
AUGCGCAUCUUGGCCGCCUUCUUCGGCGUCAUCUUUAUGUUCAUCAACCCGGCGAUGUUCACGAAUGUCCGACGCGAGCUAACCGCCGCCUUCAACGAUGCCAACAACUUUGAAAUGUUUGUCAUCAAAGCACUACGCAUCACCGUUGUUGACUGGCUGGCCGUCAAUACGCAUCUAGACCGUGCAGCCCCCUUCAUCGUCCUUACCGGUGUCGUGCUGCAUCUAAUUAUCACCGGCGUUUCCCUAUAUGGAAUCUACUCGUGCCGACCGGCAUUUGUACGCCCUCUACUUGUUGACGCCGGGGUAUCGACUUGCGUACUCUUUGCAUUCGUCUCCCUGUCGCUCUACCUCCACACUAAUAGCCAUUCUCAAUUAAAAGACCACCACGAAAAGAAUGCGUACAUUGGAGCAGCAUUUUUGCUGACGUAUUUUGUAUGGUUUAGCAUCACGAUGGCCGGCUAUUUCGACGUUCGCCGUCUGCAUGCCGACUUCAUGUAUUGGAUCGUGGAGGAGCGGGCGAGUAUGAGGAGGAUGAGCUUGCCGCAUCAAGUUUCGGUGGAAAAUCGAUCCGAUCGUUCCUCCAAAUCCUCAAAAGGCUCAAAACGUUCUCACCGAUCCGAACGCGACGAAGGCAGUCGCCCGAAUUCAGUGGCCGGCUCGAUUCGAAGCAAGGCUUCACACAGAAGCAUCUCGGCCAGAACCCGCCUAUCCGUGCCUCUA